GAAUAUUCUUAGCUCUCGAGUGUUAAUUUUGAUUUGGUUAGUAAAGACGUUGGCUUACCGAACUUUAGUCACAGUUUAGAAAUCAGUUAGCUCGGGGAGUUGAGAUUAAGCGCUCUCACAAUGGGAUUAUAGAGUUUUCCCUUGAAUAAUAUUAUUGUUGUUAGCAAAAUGUGGUGGUCCAUUUCUACCUUUGUGGGUUUGUUGUUCCUGCAACAAUGUACUUCUGACGUCAAGAUAACAACGAUAGAGGAAAAGUUCUAUGAAAUAGUGGGAAUAUUCGAGCCAUCAGCGCACGUCCAGAGGCGUGCGUUCAACGAGAGCAUGAAGUUCACGAGCGUGGGCGAGAUGCGGCUCGGCCCCCGCAUCCUCGAGCCGCCCAAGACCGACAGCUACGCCGUGUGGAGGAAGUUAUGCACAUCAAAAGGGUUAAACCCCAUCGCAAUAUUCGGCCCUCAAAGCCCGAUAUCUGAUGGAGCCGUUCGAGACCAGUGUGCCCGGGCCCAAAUACCCCACAUCCAGGCUACUUGGCAGCCUAAUGACCCUGACAUGUAUACACAACCUGAACCUCAACCAGAAGAAGAAGGUGAAGAAGAAGAAGAUGAUGAAGAUUCUCCACCUGAUGAAGAAGAUGAGAUAGAAGAAGAACAGCAAGAGAUAGAAGAAGUUCCAACUUUUAAAAAGAUAUCGAUUAAUUUCUAUCCGGAUGAUGAUGAGCUGGCUAUGGCAUUCGCUGAUGUUAUCAGAUAUUAUCAGUGGAAUUCAUACGCUGUUCUGCAUGAAGAUGACUAUGGCCUACUUCGUGUGCAGAAGAUUCUCGCUCGACAUUCGGAUAAAUAUUCAAUCACAGUAAGACGACUAGACCCAAAUGGUGAUAACCAAAAGGUAUUCAAAGAGCUGAAAACUUCUCGAUCGAGUCGCGUUCUUCUGGAUUGUCAUAUAGAUCACGUAGAUAAAUAUAUGAAAGAAGCUGAAAUUCUGGGCAUGCUGGAUCAUUAUCGGCAUUACAUUCUCACUUCGUUGGAUGGUUCUAUUUUGUCAGACACGAUGACACAUUACCAAUCGAACAUAACUUGGCUCAGCAUCACCAAUUUUGAAAGUUUGAAGAACACCCAGCACACUUUAUCUACUCGAGUUGGGAAGUGGAAAAAUGAUAUACCAAACUAUGCUUCAACGGCUGUUACUACUCUACAGACGGAAGCCCUUCUGAUGGAUGAUGUGGCUAACUUCGUACUUACCGCUUUGAAAGAUCUUCCGGAAGAAGUGAGAGACAACGCUGGACAUCCGUGUGAAAGGGAAGGACCCUGGGAACUUGGAGCCCCUCUACAAAAUCAGCUUCUAAAGACGGAGAUGCUUGGUGUAACAGGCCUUAUAAAGUUCAAUGAGUAUGGCAAAAGAGUGAAUUAUACUUUGUACGUGAACGAGAUACAUGUGAAUAAAAGGAAUACCAUAGCGAAGUGGGAAUCAGCUACUGGCGAAUUAGCUGAAAAUCGCUCUUCAAGUGACGAUGAAAUUUCUCAGACUAGCAAACAUUUUGUAAUCAUAUCCAAAAUUGGAAAACCGUACUUUUACAAAAAAGAGAACCAGAGUUUAGAAGAUUCUGAUGAAGAAGAAUAUGAAGGGUUUUCAGUUGACCUGGUUGAGGCAAUUUUUGACGUCUUAAAAAAUAAAAUGAACUUGAAUUACUCUUAUUCAUUUUCCAAAGCCAGUUACAAAGAUUAUGGGAAGAUUAACCCGGAAACAAAGAAAUGGGAAGGACUGAUUGGUGAUUUACUGGAUAAAAAAGCUGAUCUAGCAGUGUGCGAUCUUACAAUAACGGAAGAGAGAAAAUCUGUUGUAGAUUUUUCAGUGCCUUUUAUGACAUUAGGAAUUAGUAUUCUCUAUACGAAAGACCACAAGGUUGAUCCUGGGACAUUUUCUUUCCUAUAUCCUUAUUCAUUUGACGUGUGGAUGCUUACUGCAACUGCAUACUGUGCAGUGUCUAUUUGUCUUUUUGUUUGUUCAAGAAUAUCACCUGCCGACUGGGAAAACCCUCAGCCAUGUGACAAAGACCCCGAAGAGUUAGAAAAUAUCUGGAACUUUAAGAACUGCGCCUGGCUCACGAUGGGUUCAAUCAUGACGCAGGGAUGUGAUAUAUUGCCGAAGGCGAUAGGCUCCCGCUGGGUGUGCGGCAUGUGGUGGUUCUUCGCCAUGAUAGUCUGCCAGACGUACAUCGCGCAGCUGGCGGCGUCCAUGACGGCGGCCUCGGAGCAGGAGCCCAUCAACAGCGUGGAGGACCUCGCGCAGAACAACAAGAUCCUGUACGGCGCGCUCAAUGGAGGGUCUACGCUGAGCUUCUUUAAGAACUCCAAAGACAAGAUGUACCAGCGUAUGUACGAGAACAUGAUGUCGAACCCGGCGGUACUGGUCAGAGACAACGAGGAGGGGGAGCGCCGCGUGCUCAGCGGCAAGAACAAAUACGCCUUCUUCAUGGAAUCCUGCACCAUAGAGUACAAGCUCAAGAGGAACUGUGAACUGAAGAAAGUUGGCGGAGAACUGGACUCGAAGGACUAUGGGAUUGCUAUGCCUGCUAAUUCACCAUUUAGAUCGCAAAUAAACGGUGCUAUACUUCGGUUGAAAGAAUUGACAAGACUCGACGAGAUCAAGAAUCAUUGGUGGAACGACGUGAAUGGCGCCAAGAACUGUUCUGUUGACAAGGACACUGAGGAUGUAGAAGGAGACUUGGAGCUGAAGAACUUGAGCGGUGCGUUCAUAGUGCUGGUGGCCGGCCUGUUCUGCAGCCUCGUCAUCACGGCCGCCGAGUUCAUGAACGAAGUCCGCAACAUCGUGGUCAGGGAACAGGUGACCCACAAAGAAGCCUUCAUCCAGGAGCUGAAGACCUCCCUGAACUUCUUCCAGCUCCAGAAGCCCGUCCUUCGCAACCCGAGUCGGGCCCCCUCAGUGGCCGCGUCUGCUGCCAGCGACCGCGACGCCCGGGUCAACGCCAGGCUGACGUCUGCAGCCAACUUCCUGGAUCUGGAGAAAGUCACCCAGUAGUGGGCUGAUGGGGUUUUAAUAUUGUCGGGUUAUGUAAUUGAACUAAAAAUAUUAACUAGUUAAAUGGGUUAUUGUGCACAUGUUUUGUUAAGUUUAGUAGUGCCGAUGCCAAUGCUCUAACUGUGUUUUAUGUUUACUUUUAUAACUAAGUAAAUAAGUACUCCGAUAUUAGGAUAUUUGUUUUUGUUAUUAGGUAGAUACUUGGUAUCCAUCUACGUGUUUCAUGGUGAUGUUAUUUUAAAUCUGUCUGGCUAGACUCUAUUAGUUAAGUUCGGCUUCGCAAGCCACAUACGAGCACAUGCCAGGAACUGACAAGGUGUCGCCGUCGACGGACACGUCGUGGAGGACAUCAUCAUCAUUAGAUAAUCAUGAAAGGGAU
This is a messenger RNA of Plutella xylostella (diamondback moth), 3412 nucleotides long. RefSeq names its product glutamate receptor ionotropic, kainate 2. The record is from RefSeq and is a predicted model, not a curated record. Gene Ontology annotation, biological process: monoatomic ion transport. Gene Ontology annotation, cellular component: membrane. NCBI's taxonomy places the organism in Eukaryota, Metazoa, Arthropoda, Insecta, Lepidoptera, Plutellidae. Gene Ontology annotation, molecular function: signaling receptor activity; ligand-gated monoatomic ion channel activity.